CUUGCACAACAGCAAACAUUCCGCGACGACUGCGUUUCGUCGCUUCUUCUUGUCUUUCUCGUUUCUUCUUCCCAAGCGAUUCUGCACAUCAUGGACGCGCGUGUCGAUUUCGAUAUCAACGAGGCGACUAAGAACUACGACAUCGAUCCGUCGUCAAUAGCCACGGCCGAGGCCCCUCAGGCGCUGCAAGACUGCGAAAAUGACCCAGAAUCGCUGUCGUCGGCGGCGUUGAUCAACAGCGAGCUGAAUCCUGUGGUCGACGCCGUCGCAGAGAGCCCAGAUGCGAUCACUCGCAGCUCAUAUUUUGAUACGUUGCAAUUCCUGCUCAAAUACUCUUCGCAGAUUCCUCCAGCGACGCUCGGAAAGAUACUCGACCUCAUUGUCUCCGCAUUAUCAACACAAGCCGACAUCGUGCAUGCCGACAUAGAGUCGGAGGAGCAAGAUGCGCUACCACACCACAAACAAAUACUGGAGAUGUACGGCUUCUUGCUCCGGUGGACGAUAUCAGCAGUGGAGACAAGAGCCCUCGAGAAAUCGGCAUCUGCGCCGGCAGCGCGAGGUCGGGGCAAAGGCGCCAAGUCGAAAUCUGGAGCGAGCAAAGACGGUACUUGGGAUGCGUCAGCGCAGCUUGAGACGGCCCUCGACAGGAUGAGCAAGGUCCUUAGGCUGAAACUGGGACGCAUAUUCGUCACCACAUCGGAACGGGAUACCUUCAUCGGCCUGUUUACGAAGCCGGUUUACUACAUUCUGGAGAACGAGGCGAGGGUAAAGAGCACAGCGAUUCGGAUGCAUUGCUUCAGAGUGCUAUGUAUUGCGAUCAAGCAUCACGGGCAUGCGUACACCGCUCAGACAUCCAUCAAUCAGAGUCUGACCUAUUUCGAGCAUCUGUCGGAGCCGAUGGCUGAGUUCCUGCAAAUUCUUGCCGAGCAAUAUGAUUAUCCUCAGCUCACCGAAGAAGUCCUCCGCGACGUGAGUAACAAGGAGUUCAGUGGCACAGAUCAGAAAGGGCCGAAGUCUAUUUCGACUUUCUUGACAAAGAUCUCGGAACUCCUUCCGCACCUGGUCAUAAAGCAGAUGACAUUACUUGCGAACUUGCUAGACAGCGAGUCGUACACCCUCCGUUGCGCGAUGAUCGAUGUCUGCGGCAACUUGAUAGCUAUGCUCAGCAAGCAAGACGGAGACGACCGAAGCGAAAACCACAAGACCCAGGUCCGUAUUUUCUUCGAUGUCCUCGAGGAGAGGUUUCUAGACGUGAAUCCGUACUGCCGAUGUAGAGUCAUUCAGGCAUACAUCAAACUUUGCGAUCUCGAGCAGAAGUUCCCCAAACGGCGACAGACGGUUGCGGAGCUGGCGGCGAGGAGUCUUGAAGACAAGAGCAGUAAUGUUCGACGAAAUGCGAUCAAGCUCCUCGCAAAACUCGUCUCAACGCACCCGUUCACGGCGCUUCAUGGUGGCUUACUUGCGACCAAAGACUGGACCGUCCGGCUGGAAGAGUGCGACGCACAAAUUAAUGCCUUGAAACCUCCCGAAGAACUGCGAGAGCAGCCUGCGCCUGGGGAGCAGACGGUGGACGAGACACUACUGCAGGACGCGACGCAGGCCGAAAACGACGCACCUGAAGCGCCAAAGCACCCCAAGGAAAUGACUGAGGAGGAGAAAGAGGCUGCCAUCAAGAAAGUCCAAGAAGAGGCUGCGACCGCACAGAUGAUGGACAUGCUGCAGAAGACCCGAAAGUACUAUCUAGAGGCUCUGAAGUUCAUCGAAGUCGUGGACGAGGCAGCUGAGGUUGUUACGCAGCUGCUCUCUUCUAAGAACAAGAGUGAGGUUAUUGAAGCGAUGGACUUCUUUACGGUUAUCGACGCCUACAAGAUUCCCAAUGCUCGCACUGGUAUUCGCAGGAUGUUGCGCCUCAUCUGGACUAAGGGCAACAGCGAUGAGGGCAAGGGCGUCCAGGCUCACCUCAUUGAGUGCUACAAGGGCCUAUUCUUCGAUGCUCCUCCCGACUUCAACGCGAACGAUUCCGCCAACUAUAUUGCGAAGAACAUGAUUAGCCUUACCUUCGGCACGACGCCCGCAGAGCUCACAUCUCUGGAGCAACUUCUCAGCACAAUGAUGAAGCAAGGGCUUGUGAAUGAGCUUGUUGUUCAGAAACUCUGGCAGGUGUAUGGCUACCAAAAGAAGGACAUAUCGAAGAAUCAACGCCGGGGCGCUAUCAUCGUUCUAGGUAUGCUUGCGCUUGCCGAUUCCAACAUAAUUGUACAAGAGAUGGAAGCGUGUUUGCGUAUCGGCCUGGGCGAGCUUGGUCGACGAGAUCUUGGCUUAGCUCGAUAUACCUGCAUUGCGCUCCGUCGAAUAAGCCCCCCGCCUGGCAAGCAGAACGCCGGUGCACAUCCUACACAAGCCGUCAAGCUGCCCAACGACCACGCCGUACUAGUGAGGCUAGCAUCCAUGUGCGAGAUCGUGUCGGAUAACAAGGAAUGGUUUGGGGUUGCGGAACAGGCCAUAAGCGCUAUUUACGUCCUGUCGAAACACCCCGAUGUUCUCUGCUCAGAGAUUCUCCGGCGGAAGAUCAAGUACGUCUUUGCGCCUCGAAUCUCCUCACGACCUUCAUCGAGUAGAUCAGAUGUGGAGGAGGCCAGCCAGGUGCCGGGUCCAGCUGAAGAAGCAGCGCCAGAACCGCCAAAGGAAGUUCAGCCACAACCCCCAAAGCAGAACUCUGCACUCGCUCUUUCACAGCUGCUGUUCAUUGUGGGGCAUGUAGCCAUUAAGCAGAUUGUCCAUCUCGAACUCUGCGAGCUGGAGUUCAAGCGACGAAAAGCUGAGAAGGAAAAGAAGACCGCACCUACACCACGCAAGUCCCUCGCGGCGGAGAACCCAUCGCCCGUGAAGAAAGGCAGAAAGAAGUCAGCCGACAAAGAGCAGACUCCUGCUCCAGAGGAAGCCGACGAACUUGAUCUCAUGGCCGGCACGACAGAGGACGACUUCACUGAAGCCAUUGCCCACAUCCGUGAACGCGAGCUUCUCUACGGUCCGCAGUCGCUUCUCGCAAACUUCGGCCCCCUCGUGGCGGACAUUUGCGCCAAUAACACCUCGUACAAUCAUCCAACACUGCAGGCGCAAGCCGCUCUCUGCUUAGCGAAGCUCAUGUGCGUGAGCUCGGAAUAUUGCGAAGGCAACCUCGGUCUCCUUCUCACUAUCCUCGAGCGAAGCAAAGAUGCUGUUGUUCGCAGCAACCUUGUUGUUGCGCUGGGUGACAUGGCGGUCUGCUUCAACCACCUCAUCGAUGAGAACACCGACUUCCUUUACCGCCGCCUCAAUGAUGGCGAUCCGAGUGUGAAACGCACAUGCCUCAUGACACUGACCUUCCUUAUCUUGGCCGGUCAGGUUAAGGUUAAGGGUCAACUGGGUGAGAUGGCGAAGUGUCUCGAAGACAGCGACAAGAAGAUUGCGGACAUGGCACGUAUGUUCUUCUCUGAGCUUGCGACCAAAGACAAUGCCGUGUACAACCAAUUUGUGGAUAUGUUUAGCGUGCUGAGCGCCGACACGGCGUUGGACGAAGACGCAUUCAAGAGGAUCGUAAAGUUCUUGUCUGGCUUCAUUGAGAAGGACAAACAUGCCAAGCAGCUCGCCAACAAGCUUGCUGCCAGGCUCCCGCGAGUGGAGAGCGAGAGGCAUUGGAAUGAUGUCGCGUUCACAUUAGGCCAGCUGCAACACAAGGACGAAGAGAUCCAGAAGAUGCUCGCAGAGGGCUUCAAAGUUGUGCAAGCGGCAGCGUGACGUGUAUGAAAUGUUGAUGAUAAGGCUUAUGACGGAUGUGAUAUCUGGGUGGGGGUUCCAGUUGGAUGCUGGAUUCGGCGUUGGGUUGGCUUGCAUGACAGGUCCCAGGAUAUGGAUGCUACAUAAUGAUUCUUUUCAUCGCUUCGUUGCUAUGCCAUUAUCGUCCUGUUUCUCAAAGAAAAAAGGCUUGCCGCAUCCAGCCAACAUUUCCAGAUCUCAACCGCGCCUGCUGUGGUUGACCAGUCGCAAAGAAAC
Messenger RNA from Trematosphaeria pertusa, 4032 nucleotides. RefSeq lists its product as uncharacterized. Gene Ontology annotation, molecular function: histone binding. Gene Ontology annotation, biological process: mitotic chromosome condensation; meiotic chromosome condensation; mitotic cell cycle. Bases 91 to 3777 code for a protein of 1228 amino acids. Lineage: Eukaryota; Fungi; Ascomycota; Dothideomycetes; Pleosporales; Trematosphaeriaceae. The record is from RefSeq and is a predicted model, not a curated record. Gene Ontology annotation, cellular component: nucleus; condensed chromosome, centromeric region. The transcript has 5 exons.